Molecule: messenger RNA, 6643 nt
Organism: Anopheles stephensi (Asian malaria mosquito)
Lineage: Eukaryota; Metazoa; Arthropoda; Insecta; Diptera; Culicidae
Product: peroxidasin
Exons: 12
Coding region: 425-5236 (1603 amino acids)
Biological process (GO): response to oxidative stress
Molecular function (GO): heme binding; protein binding; peroxidase activity
Source: RefSeq, a predicted model, not a curated record
UUCGCUGCGAACCACUGCCGCUGGUGUACGUUGUCCGUUCACGUGUUUCGAGUGAAGUUGUUGCGUGGGGGUUGUGUCACUCCCUUUCACCGACAGGGUUAAGUGAUGCUGCCAUAAUUAAAACGCUUCCAGUUUGUGGCCAAGAAACAAGAGUGAAAGCAAACGACCAGCAAACCGUGUGUGUGUGUGCGUGUGCGUGUCAGUAGAACGUUCCAGACGUUCCUGUGUGCAAAAGUCAGAGCAUCAAAGUGUCAGCGACACAUGCUUAUCGGGCAGUACUAGAGAAACGCAACGUUAGAAGGGCCUCACGGAGAAGAGACCCCUUAGGAUCCGAGCAGCAGAGCAAGUGUGUAAAAAGAAAGAAAAUAAGAGUUCCUCGGUUUCAAAGAAGCGGAAAAACGUGAAGAAGUGCAACGAACGUACGAUGGGACGCGGCCAUGUGCUUCGGGACCGGGUGCGGCUGAUUAGCGGUAAUGGCAGGCUGUUGCUAAUUGCCACUAUCGUCACCCUCGCCGGGUUGGCCGGGCUGGCCGAGGGCGUUGGAUGUCCGUCGAAGUGCUCCUGCCAACAGCGAACAGUCCGUUGCAUCAAGCAGCAGCUCGAUAAGGUUCCGGAAAUGCCGCCCGAUACGAACAUAAUCGAUCUGCGCUACAAUCACAUCCGCGAGCUACCGACCGGUGCGUUCGACGGACUGCGCCAUUUGCAUACGGUAUUCCUUAACGAGAACCAGCUGACGAAAAUCCACUCCGGUGCAUUCCGGGACCAGCCAUCGCUCAAGUAUCUCUAUCUCAACCGUAACCGAAUCGACACCAUCGCCUCGGAUGCAUUCAUCUCGCUGAACCGGCUCCACAGCAUGUACCUACACUUCAACAACCUGAGCCGGCUGGAACCGCAAACCUUCAGUAACAUGGCCUCCCUAGAACGACUGUAUUUGCACGGCAACCAAAUUAAGACCAUUCCGGAGGGAAGCUUCAAACAGCUAUCAUCCCUGCGACGGCUCCGGCUGGACGAUAAUGCGCUCGAGUGCGACUGCUCACUGCUCUGGUUCGUGCGGACGAUGCAGCAACCGAACUGGAAAUCGCUGGUUGCCGGUGCAACCUGCGCCACACCGCCCGCCCUCGAAGGUCAACCAAUUAGCUCGAUCACGGAGAAAGAUUUCCACUGCGCAAAACCGGAAAUUGUCGUCCAACCGAGGGACAUCGAGAUAAGCUACGGUCAGACGGCCGUGUUCAGCUGCAAAACGUCAGGAGACCCACGGCCGGAAAUCGUGUGGCUGUUUGAGGAGAACACAAUCCGGUCCGAAUCGUCGGACGGUCGCAUUACGUUGCUGCCGGAUGGGUCGCUGCGUAUCGAUGAAACCGUUCCGGCCGACGGUGGUCAGUACGCGUGCAUCGCCCGGAACAGUCUCGGCGAGUCGCGGUCACGCACCGCACAUCUGACAGUCAACAACGAUGUGGUCGAAAGUGAGGCGGAAGCACCCAAGUUCCUGCGCACACCGACCGAUCCGCUCGAGCUGCUCGAGGGCGAUCCAAUCGUGCUGGAUUGUGUCGUUACCGGUGCUCCAACGCCAAGUAUUUUAUGGAAAUUCAAUAACGAAAACAUCCAGAACGGACGCAUCAAGCUGUUUGGGAAUGGUUCGCUGAUUUUGUCCGUGUCGACGCUGGACGACGGUGGCAUCUACACCUGCUGUGCUGGGAACGCUCUCGGCAACAUUUCGGUCAACGUGACGGUCCAGGUGAAUGCUCGUCCGCUUGAAUCCAUCACGUCCUCCACACCGACACCAUCAGCUUCAUCCACAGCAGCGCUGGUCACGGUAGCUGCAGCCAGCCCGACCACCGUACAACCGCCGGGCAGUGCGACCCCACUCUCGAAACCAUCGCCGAAACCGACCGAGCUUAGUAAUGCCAUUCCGGAGGAUUCCGGAACCGGAGAACACGAAGCUCCUCCAAGAAUCGUGCUCGGGCCGGAAAAUCAGAACGUGAAAAUCGGUUCAACCCUGACGCUGGAAUGCGAAGCCGAUGGAAACCCGCUGCCACACAUCUGGUGGAAAAAGGACGGACAGCCGGUGAACGAAACGAGCCAGGUCUUUUUCACCGACGAUGCGAUCGAGCUAACCAUCGACCACGUGGAGGUAUCGGACUCAGGCACGUACGUCUGUGUGGCCGAGAAUGAGCUGGGAAUAGCCGAGGUCGAAGCGGAAGUGGUCGUGAUCAACGUCGGUCCGCCGCGAUUCCUGUUCGAACCGUACGACCUGGAUGCCAUCGAGGGCACUACUGUGGAGAUGCCCUGUAAAGCGGAGAAUGACGAUAUACUUCAGAUCAAAUGGCAAAAGGAAGGUCGUACCAUAACCCCGAAAGACAAGUACCGUAUAUCAUCCGCCGGCAGCUUGUUCAUCGCCAACAUCACGUUCACGGACGAGGGCCGGUACGAGUGUUCGCUGCUGAACAAGUACGGCCGGGCGACGGCCAGCGGUAUGCUGACGGUGAAGAAGAAGGCGGAAGCACUGCCGGGCGACCAGUACGUACGGAUUGCGAUUGCCGAAGCAUCGCGGGAGGUAGAUAUGGCCAUUAAUCAAACCAUCGGGCGUAUGUUUGCGACGGGUCGCAAUACAACACGCUAUCACGACGAUCUGUUCCGCAUCGUGCGCUUCCCGACCGGUCCGGCCCGCGAGAUUGCCCGCGCGGCGGAAGUGUACGAGCGGGCACUGGUCAUCAUCCGGAAGCACGUCGAGACGGGCGCCAAUCUAACGACCAACACGACCGACUUCUGGUACCAGGACCUGCUGUCGCCCGAGUAUCUCGAUCUGCUGGAGCAGCUGUCCGGGUGUAUGGCGCACCGUGUCACGCCCAACUGCUCCGAUCUGUGCUUCCACGCGAAGUAUCGUGCGCUGGAUGGGACGUGCAACAACUACAAACAUCCGGCCUGGGGCUCUUCCCUUACCGGGUUCCAGCGGCUUCUGCCACCGGUGUACGAGAAUGGGUUCAACAGUCCAAUCGGAUGGAACCGGUCGGCUGAGUAUAAUGGGUUCAAGAAGCCCAGUGCUCGGCUCGUCUCGACCAGCCUCAUCUCUACCAGCACCAUCACCCCGGACGAUCGUAUCACGCACAUGGUGAUGCAGUGGGGACAGUUCCUUGAUCACGAUCUAGACCACGCGAUUCCGUCGGUAACUUCGGAGAGCUGGGAUGGUGUUGAUUGUAAGAAGACGUGCGAGUAUGCUGCGCCCUGCUAUCCGAUCGACAUCCCGCCAGGCGAUCCUCGCAUCCAGAAUCGACGCUGCAUCGAUUUUGUGCGCUCGAGUGCCGUCUGUGGUUCGGGCAUGACGUCCAUCUUUUUCGGCAGUGUACAACCACGGGAACAGAUUAAUCAGCUGACGGCGUUCAUCGACGCGUCGCAGGUGUACGGCUAUACUGAGGCAUUCGCUCAGGAACUGCGUAAUCUAACGACCGAGCAAGGUCUGCUGCGUGAUGGGCCACACUUCCCGAACCAGAAGCCACUGUUGCCGUUCUCCGCACCGACCGACGGUAUGGACUGUCGGCGAGAUUUGGACGAGAGUCAGAUCAACUGCUUCACGGCAGGGGACAUUCGGGUGAACGAACAGCUCGGCCUGACGGCAAUGCAUAUCGUGUGGAUGCGAGAGCACAAUCGACUAGCGGAACAGUUGCACCGCAUCAACCCGCACUGGGAUGGAGACAGGCUGUACUACGAGAGUCGCAAGAUUGUCGGUGCGAUCAUGCAGCACAUCACGUACGAGCAUUGGUUGCCGCUGGUGAUCGGCGAGCGUGGAAUGGCUCAGCUGGGCGAAUAUCGGGGGUACGAUUCGAACGUCAAUCCGACCAUUUUCAACGAGUUCGCUACGGCUGCCUUCCGGUUCGGCCACAGUCUCAUCAAUCCGAUGCUGCACCGGCUGAACGAGUCCUAUCAACCGAUCGCGCAAGGACAUCUGCCACUGCAUAAAGCCUUCUUCGCUCCCUGGCGGCUGAUGUACGAGGGAGGUGUGGAUCCUCUGCUCCGAGGCCUGUACAGUGUACCGGCUAAGUUGAAAAAGUCCAACCAGAACCUCAACACCGAUCUGACGGAGCGUCUGUUCGAGGUGGCACACGCUGUAGCACUCGAUCUAGCGGCGAUCAACAUCCAACGGUCACGUGAUCACGCCCUACCAGGAUACAACGAUUACCGGAAGCUUUGCGGUUUGAAGGUAGCGACCGAGUUCGAUGAUCUUCAGGCAGAAAUAUCGGAUCCUGCCAUCCGACAAAAGCUAAAAGAACUGUACGGACAUCCGAGUAACAUCGACCUGUGGGUUGGAGGUAUUCUGGAGGAUCAGCUGCCCGGUGCAAAGAUGGGUCCGCUGUUCACCUGCGUCCUGGUACGCCAGUUCCGAGCGCUGCGAGAUGGUGAUCGGUUCUGGUACGAGAACGACGUGUUCAAGCCGGAACAGUUGGCACAGAUCAAGCGAGCCACGCUGGGGCGUAUUAUCUGUGACAACGGGGAUAACAUAACGACCGCUACGGACAACGUGUUUGUGUUACCGGCAAAGCAGGGCGGCUACAAGCGUUGCGAUGAGAUCCCACAGGUGAAUCUAGAACACUGGGUCGAUUGUACGGAUUGUUCGCGCCAUCAUAAACGAUCUGCACCGGUCACGGUACGUCAGCGAAGAUCGGUGAGUCGUGCGAAGCGUGCUCUGCCAACGAACGGCAAACUUGACAAUGUUAAGCAGAUAGACGAGCUGGAGCGGCCACAGCCAGAAAACGAAGGACAUUACGCACUGAACGACAACCAUCUCGAGCAGGUGGAUGAAGAUUCGUCCUUCGUUGAUGACGACAUGAACGAGGAACGGAUCGAAGGAUUGGAAGCCCUUAUCGAAAGCUUCCAGAAGUCAAUGAAACAGAUGCGGCGAAAGAUACGCCGACUGGAGCAACAGUGUUCGGCAGCAGUUCUAGCAGCCACUGCCGCUGGUGCUAACGUUGGUGGUGGUGAGAAUCCUGCCAAGGGUAAGCCGCACGGACACUGCGUAGACAGCAAAGGGAUAAAGCGGUUAAACAACGAAAUCUGGAUGCGAGACGACUGUACCAAGUGCGAGUGUGAGCAUCACCAGAUCAGUUGCGAGACGGAGAAGUGCGCCGAGCUGAUCUGCGAGAACAAUCUGGUGUUGGUGAAGGAACAGGGCAAGUGCUGCCCGGCGUGUGUCGUAUCGGACGAUAGUGGAACUAUGACCACUAUCAUUAAAGAUACUCCGUAAGCAGGCGGAUCCACUGAGACGGCGCAUGGAUUCCGAAGCAAUUCCGAAGUCCUGUUACAAUCUUCCGGGAGAAACCGUAGUCGAGUUGACAGUUGAUCAGAUUAAUUGUCGAUCGAAGCACUCCAUCGCGGAAUCGGACUCUAGCAGACUGGACUAAGGUGAGGAUGGUCGCGUGGAGGAUUUGCUAGGGUGAUGCUCGAUAGCGAUCAUGUUCACAACGUAAAAGCGAUAUCAAAUAUUACCGACGGGAGAAAGAGACCAGACGGACGAAGAAGAGUGAGACCAGCCAGCUAGUUACGAGACCUAUCUAUCUUUACUAAUCAUGUGACUCAGUUUUGUGCUCGCCACAGUUGAUAGACGUGUUCCGUUUCGUUAGCUGCAUUAAGCGUUAGUGUGUCCCGCACACUUAGGCAGCCCUGUAGGUUGGCUAGGGACUUGAGUAGGUUGUGUUAGAAACAGAAGCGAUUAGUAGACCCCACUGAACCUUACUUUACGUGUGAAUCAAUGUGUUUCCGUUCGAGAAAGCCUCCACCAUCACCUAUUUUUGUACUCAGUUACGCGAUCAAACAUUUAGAGCCGACUGAUCAAAGCCGACAAGCAACACACACACAUACACACACACAUUUGCACCGUUUUACAGUAAACAACAAACAACCAAUGGCGUAUAGUAAAGGAAAGUAAACACAUAGUCACUACAAUUUAUCGAAGUUUGCAAACUAGUUUUAGCGCGAUUACAGCCAUUUAUAGCAAGUUUUAGUGAUAAGAUUUCUUCGUUGGUGACAAUACACCGUACCAGGAUCGACUGUCCGUCAGCGUCGACAACCAUACCUAGUAAUCCCAGGUCAUAGAUCAGUUUGAUUUUAAGAGCGAGCAAGAGAAACUGGAGCCCCAACCAGGACAUGGCCGCGCAAUAUCGAGACGCCGAUUUUAGGAAUCCACUCUGUCCACUUCCACUCAGAAAGCUCAUCUAAAGCGGUGCCAAAACGACGACGGUUCGUUCGCGAAUGAACUUGCCACUAGGAGUGCGGCAGCAUAUCGUAAUUAUCGUCUCAUUGAGAUGCUUUAAUACUGGAAGACAAUGACGACUACUACUACUACUACUACUACUACUGAUACUACUACUACCUACGGUUACUUACUGUAAAUACUUUUUUUAAAUCGUUCCAUUUCACCUUGACUAGAGCAAAACUGAUACUCUAGUAAAACCCAGAUCGGACACAGACACGAUCGUACAGCUAAAAUCUAUCGGACAGUGGCCAUCCGAACCGUGCCAUCGAAUCAAUAAGAGAGAGAGAGAGGGCUCGAUUGAAUUGGGAGCAGAACUAGGGAGGCAAACGUUAGACUAAAUUUUAUUCGAAGUGAGGAAGAUGAAAAAAAACUAAACCACGAAACUGUUCCCCUCUCAUU